Molecule: messenger RNA, 678 nt
Organism: Dreissena polymorpha
Lineage: Eukaryota; Metazoa; Mollusca; Bivalvia; Myida; Dreissenidae
Product: somatostatin receptor type 5-like
Exons: 4
Coding region: 1-678 (225 amino acids)
Biological process (GO): G protein-coupled receptor signaling pathway
Cellular component (GO): membrane
Molecular function (GO): G protein-coupled receptor activity
Source: RefSeq, a predicted model, not a curated record
AUGACUUGCUCUGGGGAUCAAAUAGACAAAUCGUUCAUCUGCAUCGGCAAUGGUUCACAGUCGAAAUCAUUUUUCACUUUCUAUUCACAGUUCAAUAGGAACUGGGGCGGGGAGGGUGUUCUAGAAGCCGUCGUCAUGCUUGUUAUUGCGAUUAUGUCUGUGACUGGCAAUCUGGUUAUUUGUUUCUUUAUUUUAAAGUCUAAGACAACGAGGACUGUGACCAACGUCUUAGUGUGUAACAUGGCAUUGGCGGACAUAGCAUAUUGUCUCUCUGCACCGUUUGUCGCCUACGUCAGAGUGCACGGAACCUGGACGCUAGGGGACGUUAAAGAAGGCGUAACAGGAAACCAGCAAGUCAUCCAGUUUUGUACGUUAGACUGGCCCUGGGAGAGACACUUUCCAUUAAUUUACACGGCCCUCAUUGCUCUCUUCUGUUUCUUCAUACCAGUGAAUAUCAUCACACUCAGCUACUACAUAAUAUUUCAAACGUUCCGGAGGAGUUCAAAACAGGUGGACAGUAAAAACGCGGCUCGUCGAAGUAAACAACAAAAGGUUGUCCGGACACUUGUCCUCAUUGUGUUAGUCUUCAUUGCGAUGUGGUUGCCACUGUUCAUUGUGAUUGCGCUUGUUGAAUAUGACGUCAGCAAUCACGAAACGGACUCGAUAGCGUUUCUGUAA